GUCGUUUACAGCCAACUAUAUAAUUCAUUUAUAAGUUUGCAGAAAUACGCCGUUAGAAAAAAAUGGGAGAGGACUUUAUAACAUUAAAUACGGGAUACAAGAUGCCAACCAUGGCGAUGGGAUAUUGGUGUGUGUCGCCAGAUGAUGCCCGAACUUCUACACGCACAGCAAUCGAAUGUGGAUACCGGCAUAUAGACAGUGCUUGGAUGUAUGGGAAUGAGAAAGAGAUCGGAGAUACUUUGCAAGAAUUAUAUAAAGAGGGAAAAGUGAAGCGCGAAGAGAUAUUUAUAACAACCAAAUUGUGGGCACAAUUCAAUGACCCAAAAGAUGUGAGAAAGGGUUUUAUGGAAAGUUUGAACAAAUUGCAAACCGACUACUUGGAUUUAUUCUUGAUUCACCUCCCAUGUGCUUUGCCGAAAGCAGCUGAUCCAUUUCCACAAGACGAGAACGGAACUUACCUUCACGAUAAUGGAGUUCAUUACGCGGAUACCUGGAAGGAGGUCGAGAAGUUACAAAAGGAAGGUUUAGUUCGAAGCAUCGGGAUUUCUAAUUUCAACGAAUACCAGAUAAACCGAAUAUUGAAAGAUUGCUCGAUUAAACCUGCUGUUCAUCAAAUUGAAUCUCAUCCGUACUUAGCUGAUGUGAAACAUAUAGAAUUCUGUAAAAGGAAUGGAAUUGCUGUCGUGGCGUACGCAGUGCUGGGUUCGAAAACAAGAUUUUGGGCUGCCGACAAAGACCCGAUUGUUCUUGAGGAUCCCGUGUUAAAAUCAAUUGCAGAAAAACGAGGGAAAUCUGUCGCUCAAAUAGCAAUCAGAUUUCAAAUACAAAGAGGAGUAGGAGCUGUUGCAAAAAGUGUGAAUCCCGAACGAAUUAAAAGCAAUUUUCAAGUUUACGACUUCAAACUGACCGAAGAUGAAAUGAAGCUGAUUUACGGUUUGGACAAAAAUUGGAGGGCGUUCGAUAUGGCAUGGUUUCUUGGCGGCCACAAAUAUUGGGCACAUCAAUCAAAUUAUUCUGAAGAUUGAAAUGAGCCACAUAUACGACUCCCGUCUAUUUAAUUAAUGACGAAUAAAUAUGAAUUUAAAUGCAAUAACUUUCAAUGCAAUGGGAAAUUACUAAAUUCUCUAUUUGAUAAUAUACCGUGAACAAAGCCUUUUUCUUCUGCAUUUAAAUAAUUUACAGUUGCAAUAACAAGCAAUAUUUUAAGCCAAUUUCACGAAAAUUUAAAUUCAUUAUUUCUUAUAUCAGUUUUCUUCAAAUAUUGAGCCAGUGAGUAGGCAUUGUUUUUAUAUGAUGCAACUGUUUUCGCAGCCAUUGACUCCACAUUUUCAAUUUCCGAUUUACAGGUUUGGUCAGCUUAAAUAUAUAUAAAAAAUAUAUAUACAUUUAAAUAAUUCAAACAUGAUUUGAAAAUAUAAUGCUUUGAUAUG
Molecule: messenger RNA, 1430 nt
Organism: Styela clava
Lineage: Eukaryota; Metazoa; Chordata; Ascidiacea; Stolidobranchia; Styelidae
Source: RefSeq, a predicted model, not a curated record